Molecule: messenger RNA, 190 nt
Organism: Funneliformis geosporum
Lineage: Eukaryota; Fungi; Glomeromycota; Glomeromycetes; Glomerales; Glomeraceae
Source: the annotation of a GenBank genome assembly
AGAAAUUAUCCUUGCACUUGGGAAUUUUCAUGAUUUAGGAAUUAUUCAUCGAGAUUUUUAUAGUGGAAAUAUUCUAUGCGAAAAUGAAGACGAUAUUGUAUUAUGUGAUUUAGAAAUUAGUAAAUUGAUAACAGAAUUGUUAAUUAACUAUAAUAAGUAUUAUGGAGUUAUUCUUUAUAUUGCUCCAUAG